GCGACGAACCGGUAACAACCUCGAAUAAAACCCUCGGAGCCUCUCUUCCUAUCCUAUCAUUUCAGAAAGCAGCGGCAGCAACUGCAGCGGAAGAAAAAUGCCAGGGCCAGUGGUGGAAGAAGAGGAGCUUCGAGCCAUCCUCGAAGAAGAAAAACGGAAUCUCAAGAACGAUGACGAGCCCAUCGUCGAAGAUGCUAAGGACGACGACGACGACGAUGAUGACGACGAUGAGGACGAUGACGACGGUGAACAAGGUGCAGGUGCAAACGAGAGCUCAAAGCAGAGCAGGAGCGAGAAAAAGAGCCGCAAGGCAAUGUUGAAACUGGGGAUGAAACCCGUCACCGGUGUCACCAGGGUUACCAUCAAGAGAACAAAAAAUAUUCUGUUUGUGAUCUCAAAACCUGAUGUCUUCAAGAGCCCAAACUCCGAGACAUACGUCAUAUUUGGGGAGGCAAAGAUUGAGGAUCUGAGCUCUCAGCUGCAGACACAAGCUGCCCAGCAGUUCCGGAUGCCAGACAUCAGCAGCAUGAUGGCGAAGCCAGAUGCCUCUGCCGCCACACAGGUCGAUGAGGAAGAGGAGGAUGUUGAUGAUACUGGAGUAGAGCCUAGAGACAUUGAUCUGGUGGUGACACAGGCCGGAGUGUCAAGAAGCAAGGCUGUGAAAGCUCUCAAGACCCACAAUGGGGAUAUCGUCAGUGCUAUAAUGGAGCUCACUGCCUAGUAACGGGAUCAUACCAUCUUCCAUUCUUGCUCAUGGAUUUUUGAACUUGCUGAGUAAUUAUCACUGUCCUCCUGUCUUUUUUACUUUUUCUUGAUUUGAUAAUGGAGGAUGACAUUUUGUUAGGUUGGUUUGCAGUUGGAAUCUCCAGUGCGACUCUUAACGCUUUAAUAUAUGCAUUUUGUUUUUUCA
Messenger RNA from Magnolia sinica, 910 nucleotides. RefSeq names its product nascent polypeptide-associated complex subunit alpha-like protein 2. Bases 98 to 721 code for a protein of 207 amino acids. The transcript is spliced from 4 exons. The record is from RefSeq and is a predicted model, not a curated record. Gene Ontology annotation, biological process: protein targeting to membrane. Gene Ontology annotation, cellular component: cytoplasm; nascent polypeptide-associated complex. NCBI's taxonomy places the organism in Eukaryota, Viridiplantae, Streptophyta, Magnoliopsida, Magnoliales, Magnoliaceae.